Molecule: messenger RNA, 1986 nt
Organism: Penicillium diatomitis
Lineage: Eukaryota; Fungi; Ascomycota; Eurotiomycetes; Eurotiales; Aspergillaceae
Gene: rscE
Exons: 3
Coding region: 1-1986 (661 amino acids)
Biological process (GO): positive regulation of DNA-templated transcription
Cellular component (GO): SWI/SNF complex
Molecular function (GO): histone binding; DNA binding
Source: RefSeq, a predicted model, not a curated record
AUGGUUGGCACAGACAGCGUUGCUUCUUCAGGGCAAUCACGCCAGGUUUCCCCAGAGAAGAAAGCUGAGUCCACUGCUGGGCUCGACAAUCCUCUUGAUGCCCCUGCGUCGCCCAAGGCACAGAACGCCGAUGCCGAACCGGAGGAUGAGGAGAUGGGAGGCACCGAAACCGACGCCAAGCCUGACACCGAGGGUUUAGACGAUGCCGCGGGGGAGUCACAGCCUCCAGAGGCGGCGACAGAAGGCAUGGAGGAUGCUGCUGGAGAAGAUCAGCCAGUGCCCAGCAAAUCGGCACUAGAGGGCAAGGCUCGCGAUCAACUCAUUUCACAGACACACGCCAUCAUCCUCCCUAGCUAUGCCACCUGGUUUGACAUGAACACCAUCAAUGCGAUCGAAAAGAAGGCCCUCGCUGAAUUCUUCAACGGCCGCAAUCGAAGCAAGACCCCUGCCACAUACAAAGAUUACCGCGAUUUCAUGAUCAAUACCUACCGUUUGAACCCCAUUGAAUACCUGACGGUCACCGCCUGUCGCCGUAACCUUGCCGGUGACGUGUGCGCGAUCAUGCGCGUGCACUCCUUCCUUGAGCAGUGGGGACUGAUCAACUACCAGGUUGACCCCCAAUCCCGGCCCUCCAACAUCGGUCCUCCAUUCACUGGUCACUUCCGCGUCAUUGCCGAUACCCCUCGCGGACUGCAGCCAUUCCAGCCUGGACCUCAGCCAGCAGUCACUUCUGGUAAAGCUCUUGCUGCUACCGAGCGGGCUGCCUCAGCGACUCCCGCGAAGGGCGAUUUGAACCUGGAGCUACGCCGCAACAUCUACGACGACAAAGGCAAAGAUGUGACGUCUGCCGAGGACAAGGAAAAACAGACUAAUGGCCAGGCAGCAAACGGAAUCGAAAUCUCCGAACCUAAGAAGAAGGUCCAUUGCUUUUCUUGUGGAAUCGACUGCACACGACUCCGCUUCCAUUAUGCCAAAGCAGCUCCAACGUCCGCAAAUGCCAAUGUCCCCGACACCAAAUACGACCUGUGCCCCAACUGCUUCCUACAGGGUCGUAUGCCAUCCAGUCACAAUGCGUCCGAUUUCGUGAAACUCGAAGACAAGGCCCAUACCUCGGUACCCGAUAAGGAUGCUCCUUGGUCUGACUCAGAGCUAUUGCUGCUGCUCGAAGCUCUCGAGAAUUUCGACGACAACUGGGAACAAAUUGCCAACCACGUUGGUACGCGGACGCGCGAGGAAUGCGUAACGAGAUUUUUGUCACUUGAGAUCGAGGACAAGUUUGUCCAGGAUAUCCCAGAGCUGCGAUCCGGUCCUUCACGCGACCCGGUUACACAAACCGAGAACCCGGCCCUGUCAGUAGUGACUUUCCUCGCUCAAAUGGCCGAACCUGCCGUUGCUGCUGCCGCGGCCGGCCGAUCCAUCGAGGAGAUUCGCAAGGAGCUCCGUGCCCAGGUGGAGAAGGGUUCGGGUUCGGGUAAUGAAGGCGUCAAGUCUGAGGAUUCUAUGGAGGUAGACUCUUCCCGAGACGGAGAGCAACUGCUGCAGAAGCCCAGGGAGUCCUUGGCCACUGUGGCUCUGGCAACCUCUGCGGCCCGUGCAGAGGCUCUCGCAUCUCACGAAGAGCGCGAGAUGACUCGUCUGGUUGGAGCUGCUGUUAAUGUCACUCUCCAGAAGUUCGAGAUUAAGUUGCAGCAGUUCAACGAAAUGGAGGAGAUUAUCGAGGCCGAGCGUCGGGAAUUGGAGCAGGCCCGUCGCCAACUCUUCCUGGACAGAAUGGCCUUCAAGAAGCGCGUAACGGAGGCUCAAGAAGCUUUGAAGGUUGUCAGUGAUCAAGGUCCCAACGAACAUACCAACGCCAUGCUUGCCGGUGCCGCCACUGCUGGCAUCGGAAACACCUACGGCUUCCAAACUCCAGUGGGGGAAGCCCAGCCGAAUGUGCAACCCUUGAGCGCCGAUGGAGGCGCCGAUUACAAAGCCCUUGACCUAUGA